GAGCCCAGGGUGGGUGGGGGCUGGGCUGGCAAGGGUGUGCCAUAUGCAUGCAGAGGGCAAGCCUGGGGUCCCUGAGGCAGGACCGGCUGCCAGCAGGUUUCGCUCUGUCCAGCCCACCUGCCCUUCUCUGGCAUCAGGUUAAAUAUGAGCAUGCCCGUGUGUGGUGGGGUGCGCUGCGCUAGGCAACCCUCCAGGGCAGUGAGACGCUGUCCUCUGCGUCUGUCAGUGCCAGCCACAGGCAGCAUGGCUGCUUCCCAAGUGGGCGCAAGACUUCCUGCCAGCGGCUUCACCCUAACCCCUGGAGUGAGGCUUAGUUGGGUCCGAGGAGCACGGGACUGAGGGGAGACAGGGUGGCCCUACUUGCCAGCCCAUCCCCAUUGCUCUGCCCCCUCUUCAUGUGGACUUGCGCCACCAAGUACCCAGACAGCCCUCCCAUCCCCACCAGAGCUGUCAGAGCAGCAAGUCUGGACCCCUGGCGGUGAGUGAGGACAAAGGUCAGAGAGACGGAGGUGCCAAGGUGCUGCCCCUCCCCCAGGUGAUCUGCAGCAGCGGUGGCUUGCAGGUGUGAGAUGGGGCCUCCAGACUGGGAUGGUGCCCCUGAAGGGGACAGGCCUUCCUGUCAAUUAGGCAAGGGGUCUCCACCAUAGCACCCCACCUCCCUGCCCUGUGUCCCUGCCCUUGUAGCCCUGGGCCCCUAUGACCCACCUGCACCAUGGAGAGCUGGCCGUAGGCCCAGUGCACAGGGCUAAAUGGACUGGGGCCACCCUCGCCAGGCCAGCCUGUAGGGUUGCAGGGUGAGCGAGGCACUGCUGGGCGCUCCGUCCCUGGGUUGGCUCCUGCCCACAGGCCGCCUAGCUGGAGCCCAACUCUGCUCAACCUCUCUCUGCCCUCAGGGCCCCCUCCUCCCAGGCUGCUCCUAGAGCAGGGCCGGGUAGGGCCGGGCAGUGUGGAGUGCCUGGCAGGCAGACUGCCCCCCCUCCGGCCCCGCCCAGGCAGCCACAACUCCCAACCACAUCCUUUGGGGUUUGGCCUCCAGAGCUGGGGCGGAUGGCCCCCAAAUAGCCCUGGCAGUGUCCCCUGUGACCCGCCUGCACCACUCAGUGCCCCCUCACUGGGGCACAGCUGGAGGGUAUAAACGGCGCUGGCGGCUACACGGGGCAGAGCAGCACCACACACCAUGAGGGCCCUCGUACUCCUCGCUCUGCCGGCCCUGCUUGCCCUCCUCCUCGCUGGCCAGACAGAUGCAAAGCCCAGCGCAGAGUCCGGCAAAGAUGCAGCCUUUGUGUCCAAGCAGGAGGGCACCGAGGUGGUGAAGAGACCCAGGCGCUACCUGGAUUAUGGGAUGGGAGGCCCGGCCCCAGCCCCCUACCCAGAUCCCCUGGAGCCCAAGAGAGAGAUGUGUGAGCUCAGCGCGGACUGUGACGAGCUGGCUGACCACAUCGGCUUCGCGGAGGCCUACAGGCGCUUCUACGGCACGGCCUAGGCGUCCCCGCGGGCCCUGCACAGCCCCGCCCUGUCUCCUUUCCAAGACCCCGGGCCUCCCCUCGCCCUGCCCCUGCUGUCCUGCCCGUGUGGGGUCUCCAUCACCCCAGCUGCUCCAAAAUAAACUCCAGAAGAGGAA
This is a messenger RNA of Tupaia belangeri chinensis (Chinese tree shrew), 1621 nucleotides long. It is a transcript of the gene BGLAP, whose product is annotated as bone gamma-carboxyglutamate protein. Gene Ontology annotation, molecular function: calcium ion binding; structural constituent of bone; hydroxyapatite binding. The coding region runs from base 1178 to 1483 and encodes 101 amino acids. Gene Ontology annotation, biological process: regulation of cellular response to insulin stimulus; osteoblast differentiation; response to vitamin K. The record is from RefSeq and is a predicted model, not a curated record. Lineage: Eukaryota; Metazoa; Chordata; Mammalia; Scandentia; Tupaiidae. The transcript is spliced from 4 exons. Gene Ontology annotation, cellular component: extracellular region.